CAGUUCCACCACCACCAUCCCACUUUUUCUUCUUCUUUCUUCUACGUCUAUCUACAUAAUUACACAAGUAAUCACAUAAAUAGGUGAGUGUCACCAAAUCAUCACACACUGAUCCCACCUCAAAGAUCCCACAAUUAUUUUCAUCCCACCGUUCUUCUUCUCUCCCCUCCCCUCUUUUGAUUUCUUUUUUAAGUUCCUUUCCCUGUUCUAACUUUCUAUUAACCAACAAUCCGAUCUGCUUGCCGUUUUCUUUUUCCCCUCUAAAGGUUAAUCUAUCUUUUCAUACAGGUUCUUUACCAAAUCCAACCCCACGAAAAGAAAAUCUCCAAGGUUACUCCUCGCUCUCUCCCUCUCUCUGUGUUCUUCUUGGUUCUCUCAAAUCGUUAUAAGCUGAUGAUUCAACACCAGGCCAAUCAUACUGACCAUCGAUUCUCAUCCUUGUUACAGAGCAAUCUCUCCCCGUCUCUCGAGGCUCUGGAGUUUCGUGUAUGAGGAUCAAAUCAGUAGCUGAGAAACUCAGCGAGGCCAGUGAAGAGACUGUGAGAAAGGUGGGAUCUUGCAGGAAUGUGGAAUAUACAGAGGACAGUGCGAGGUGGGUGUGGGGGAGCGAGGCAGAGGUUGCAGACGCAGUUUCAGGGGUACGAGAAUAUGGGAUCGUGGGCUUUCCGUCAUUUCCCAGACACGAUCUGGCGACCAUUUAUGAAGUCACCAGGCGGACCAGCCUCUAUAAUUCUGGCGUUCACAAUCUUCCUCGUCGUCGGCGCGUUGGUCUGCUCGCGUUUCCUUAAUCCCACGAUAAUUUUCCCAGGUCACAAGCAGGGAACCACGUCGUACAUGACCAAUUCCUACUCCGGGAGGCAAGUGGAAAUUCCACUGAAUUGCAGUGAAUACAGCCGCACCGGAAAAUGCCAAGGAAACUACCCUACCUCAUCAGAUGAUCACGACCGUCAAGGAGCAGGCACGUGUCCGGAGUACUUCCGUUGGAUACACGAAGAUCUGAGGCCAUGGGCCCACACGGGAAUCACAGAGGAGAUGGUGAAGAGGGCGAAGAGGACGGCGAAUUUCAAACUGGUGAUAGUGGGAGGGAAGGCGUAUGUGGAGACGUACACGAAGGCUUUUCAGACGAGAGACGUUUUUACCCUGUGGGGGAUCCUACAGUUGUUGCGAAGGUACCCAGGGAAGGUUCCUGAUUUGGAGCUGAUGUUCGAUUGCGUGGACUGGCCUGUGAUUAGGACCGUUGACUAUAGCGGACCCAAUGCCACGGAACCACCUCCGCUUUUCCGUUACUGUGCCGAUGAUGCCACGUUGGAUAUUGUUUUCCCUGAUUGGUCCUUUUGGGGAUGGCCAGAGGUGAACAUAAAGCCAUGGGAGAGACUGUUGGGAGAGUUGAAAGAAGGAAACAAGAGAACAAAAUGGACAAAAAGGGAGCCUUAUGCUUACUGGAAAGGCAAUCCCGCCGUUGCUGAAACCAGACAAGACCUCCUUAAAUGCAAUCUCUCUCAAGCCCAUGAUUGGAAUGCUCGUUUAUACUCCCAGGAUUGGAUAUCAGAAUCUCGACAAGGGUUCAAGAAAUCAGACCUGGCCAGCCAAUGCACUCACAGGUAUAAGAUCUACAUUGAAGGGUCUGCCUGGUCCGUGAGUGAAAAAUAUAUAUUAUCCUGUGAUUCUGUCACUUUCUUAGUAACGCCCCAUUACUACGACUUCUUCACGAGAGGCUUGCUUCCACUCCACCACUAUUGGCCCAUCAAGGAAGAUGACAAAUGCAGAUCCAUUAAGUUCGCGGUUGAUUGGGGAAACACCCACAAAAAGAAGGCACAAGAGAUAGGAAAAGCAGCGAGUGAUUUCGUACAAGAAGAGUUGAAGAUGGAGUAUGUGUAUGAUUACAUGUUUCAUCUUUUAAGUUCGUAUGCUAAGUUGCUGAGAUACAAGCCCAGGGUGAGCGAGAAAGCUGUUGAGCUGUGUGCAGAAGCCAUGGUUUGUAAGGCAGAAGGGCUGGAAAAGAAGUUCAUGAUGGAUUCGAUGGUGAAGGCUCCUUCAAAUUCCAAUCCAUGCACUCUGCCUCCUCCCUACGACCCUCCAUCUUUACAUCAUCAUUUAAGGAGAAAGCAGGGUUCACUUCUGCAGGUUGAAUCGUGGCAGAGAAAGUACUGGGAGAAACAGGGUGUGCAAUAAAUUUUGAAUAUAUACAUAUUAGUUCUUUGAAUAUACAGGUGAAUCUGUUGAUUAUUAAAUUAGAGGUUUCUCAGCUGUGGAUUCUUUUUUUAAAACAAUUAUUAUUAUUACAGAUACAGAUUGAACACGCAUUA
Neltuma alba is the source of this 2306-nucleotide messenger RNA. Its product is annotated as O-glucosyltransferase rumi homolog. The record is from RefSeq and is a predicted model, not a curated record. Lineage: Eukaryota; Viridiplantae; Streptophyta; Magnoliopsida; Fabales; Fabaceae. The transcript has 6 exons. The coding region runs from base 565 to 2172 and encodes 535 amino acids.